Phasianus colchicus (ring-necked pheasant) is the source of this 5060-nucleotide messenger RNA. The record is from RefSeq and is a predicted model, not a curated record. Lineage: Eukaryota; Metazoa; Chordata; Aves; Galliformes; Phasianidae.
UUUUUUUUUUUUUAAACUGUUCUAUAUGGCACUACACAAAGGAAUGCAUUUUUACUUAUUGACAUAGCAUUGUUUUGACUGUAAAGGUUUUGUGGGAAGGCCACGAUUGCAACUUAAAGUACCAUCUUUUUACAUUAGCUGUUGAGGUGGGAUUAUUAAAAUCACAAGACAUAGGUCUGAUAAUACAUAUGUAUUGUAUGCACACUUCCAGGUUAAUAUAUUAAUAUAAGGAUGUGAAAAUUGAAUUGUUGUACGGUUAUAUGAAAUAACACUUUUAAUGUUCUUGAUUAAGAAUAAAUGUAUGGUAUCUAUAAAACGUGAAACAGCUGUAUGUUCCAGUAACUUUUGUGAUGAUAAUCUUUAUUCUGAUACUCUUCAAACUGUGUCUUAGCUACUGGUGUAAGAUGCCUACCUUUUGGGUUAAUUAACAAAAUUAUCCAACUAUUUCAGGUUAGUGAAGGCUCUAGCUUAAGAGGAUCACUUUAACUGUACUUAUUUAGGUAUCUUUAUUUCACUAAUGCUGAGGAAUCUGAAAGAAGAUCAAUAAUACAUCAAUGCAAAAUUGCUUUGAGAGAAAGUAGCUUUCCAGGUCAAGCAUUUGUAAGCUUAAAAUUGUAUCAAAUACGGUACUUCUUGCAAACUGUAAUUUGUGUUGUGUAGGCCUUUUGAUUAAGUUUCAGCUGUGUACUGUUUUAUCUUGAUUGUAAAGAAAAAAAGCAAAUUCUUCUGAGAGUGCACUGUAUGCAUGCACACCUUCUUCUACUACGAUGUGACCAUGUUGGUUCUCUAAUCUCCUUUAUGGUAGGCUGUCACACUUUUAUCAAAAAGCUAUUCUACAAUCUGCCUGCUGCUAAAUUUUCUUAAGUGUGUUAUUUAAGAUUAUGUGGAGAAAAAAUGUAUGAGCUUUAUGCUGAGGGGGCAGAAGUAUCAUGGUAUUUAAUCACCGGGUUGCUGUUACUUUUGGUUUUACGCAGAAGGUGCUUGGUUUUGUGAGCUUAGCUGACUGUGUAAGAUGGAUAGAUUUGAUGGGUAAAUAUGAAAGUAGAGCAUCGGUGGAGGUUUUGUUUUUUCCUGUAAUGACCCUCCUUGCACGGUAAAAGUAACAUUAAUGCUAUUAAAAAACAAAUGUAGUGCAAACAGCUUCAGUGUUAGAAAAGCUCUUCUUUUACAGUGGUGGUGAGCUUUUCAGUCCACCUUGAAUGCUUCCUGGAAAUGUUUAAGGAUCAAAUCUGUUGUGAGGCACGAGGAUAAUUCCAUUCAGAAGGAGGACCCCAUAGUAUACACAAGGUUUCAAAUUAUUUUUAAGUGCAAAAAAUCUGAUGGAGCAUAAUGGCUACCUGAGGUAAAAUCUUCACUAAGAUGAAAAAAAUAGUUGCACUACUCAUAGAACUCCUGGCUCUGUGCUGGAUUUUAUCUUUAUUCUCUGUAGCAUAUGAUGAUCUUGCCUAGCAGUGAGAGCCAGGGAGGCUUUUUGUCUGCACAGUGCAGAUGCUGUUAGACACAGGGCCCCUGGCGCUUCUCUCUGCAGUACAUCUGUUCUGCUUUUUGGUGUCAGAAGAUGAUCCUAGCCCCUUUUGGUUCUAUGCUGCUGGCAGGCGAUACAGUGCUUACAAGAUCUAUCACUGUGAAUGGAAUUUGAAGUGUAGCAAUAGACCAGCUGGUGUGAGAGAUUGAUGGUUAUGAUAUCGCCAAUGGACUGAGGAAGUCUUUUUGAGGAAUCUUGAUGUUCCUCCUGGAGAGUGUAGCUGUGGGAAUGACAGUGUGAUCUCCCUGAGUCUGACUGCUCUUUCAGAUUGUAUUGACUUAAACAGCACCAAAGGCUCUGGGCAUCAGUCAAUCCUUGGUCAUAUCCUCGAGGUGAAAGAUUAAAGCAGAUCCUGAAAUCCUGAAUCUACAAGACCAAGUGAAGCAAACCAUUCUCCCAAAUCCUUUAUGCUGGCUAUCAGUGAAUUCUCCCUCCAGUUGGUGGCAGUUGAAGCCAUACCUGGGACCUCGCUGCAAGCUCUCAUCCCUUUUGGAACCACUCUGCAAAGAGCAAGUUCUUUGAAGUGAAAAAGUCAAGGCUGCUGUGACCUUACUGUUCAUAUCCCCUGGGUAGCAGGGACACUUAAAUGAUGCCUUGUGUGAAGACAGACACAGUUAUUUUUUUCUUCAAGAGCGUGACGCAGCAAAACCUAUCACCAAUGGAGUAAGAAGACGGGCAGCACUUGAUAAACACUCAGAUCUCUGACGAGCCCUAUUAUAUUCUCUAACGUAGUAUCCAUUGUUUUGGAUGUGGUAGAGCAAUAAGUCAGCAGUUGUGAAGUUUGGGGAAAAUGGCCUGUGAAUUUAAUCUAAACUUCCUUAAGGAAUUGGAGCGAGAGGUUGUUCUGGAAGUCCUGUACCGUGACCAGAUGGUGAGAAAAACAGAGGAAGAAAGAGUAAGGAAACUGAAAAUGCAGCUGCACCAGCUUCGAUGGAAAGGGGCAAGAAAUGUAAGCCAUGAAUACCGGGAGAGGUCUUGUGCUCGCUGCCAGAAAUCCCUUGGAUUGCUGCUGAACAGAGGUGCGGUGUGCAAUGGGUGCAGUCAUCGAGUGUGCUCUGAAUGCCGUGUCUGCCUGAAUCCCUCCCUUUGGAAAUGUACCGUUUGUUAUGCUCAUGGAGAUGUGAAAGUAAAGGCUGGUGAAUGGUUCUUUGAGGAACGAGCAAAGAGAUAUCCAGAUGAAGGCAGGCAUGAAACAGCUGGUGCAAAGCUCUUGAAAUCUUAUCAGAAACUGAGUAAAAUUUCUGUUGUACCUCCAACUCCACCUCCUUACACUGAAUCCACAGCAGAAAGUAACGCAAAGGAACUUGGACAAUCUAAAAGUUUUAAUAAAUCCGUGGAAAACUUGUUUUUGUCUCUCACAACACACAUAAAGAAAAUCUCAAAGUCCCAGAAUGAUAUGGCUGACAGAAGUCUGCUAACGACAGAUUAUGGACAUAAUGUGGAAAGAAGGAAGCAAAGGAGGAGCCAGUCUGACACUGCCAUCAACAUUACAUGCAGGAAGAAAAGUACACCCAGUCUUCAAGAUCUCUUCUAUGGGGCUCAAAAUGAUAAUGAAAUUCUUACCAAAAGGAAUUGCAAGCAAGGGGAAGACAUAACAACCAGUCCCACAAGUGAUGCCGUUUUCUGUGAUGGCAGGAAACAUGGGAGUUUGUAUAGCCUUAACAGCACUUGCACUGAAUCUGGCAACUUUGGCAAAGUGAGCGUCACAGGAGAAAUAGAGUUUGCCAUAAGAUACAUCUUCAAGGCUUGCAUCUUAGAAAUUUGCAUCAGAGGAUGCAAGAAUCUGGCUUAUGGAGAGGAGAGGAAGAAAAAAUGUAAUCCGUAUGUCAAGGUUUAUUUACUUCCUGAUAAAUCUUCUCGGAGUAAGCGGAAGACAGCUGUCAAAAAGAACACAGUGGAUCCAGACUUUGAUGAGACUUUGAAGUACAAGAUUGAGCGCUCCCAGCUGGGAAGUCGGCAGCUUCAGAUCUCUGUGUGGCAUGCAGGAGCACUCAAGUACAGGGUGUUUUUGGGAGAAGUGGUGAUUCCAUUAGCAGCGUGGAGUUUUGAAGAUAGCUCAAUGGAGUCAUUCAGCUGGUACCAGCUCCAGUCCAAGCAUGAAAAGCCUGAAGAUAAUCUUAUUCAAUACAGUGGAGAACUCCUGGUGUCUGCAAGAUUGUCAGUACCAGCCCAGUAUAAAAAUUUCCAGUUUGAAAGGUGGAUGAUGGAAGGAAAAAAAGACCAAGAAUUUUCCAACUGCCAGCUUCAGGUUAUGAUAUUUGGCGCCAGGAACUUGCCUGUGCUGAGAUCCGCUGGAACGCUGAACUCGUUCGUUAAAGGCUGUCUUAUCCUUUCAGACCAAGCAGAGUUAAAGCAAAAGUCACCUGUGGUGAAGAAAGAAGACUGUCCUCAGUGGAAACACUUGUUUGUCUUUGAUGUUACCCCAGCUCAGCUACAGCAGUCAUGUCUACACUUGACUGUCUGGGACCAGUCAACUUUUGGCUCACAUGAUCAGUUCCUAGGGGGAGCCAAGCUUGGUGCAAAGCAAUUGUUUGGUUUUGCAGACCCCAUUUCUCCAUCAGUGCUUCAGUGGGAAGAAGUGUUCCGCAGGCCAAACACGUGGAUGGACUUUACACUUAUACUGCAUUCAAAUAUGGAAAACUUUAAAUCAUGAAGAUAAUGGCCUGCCUUCCCUUCUCAGUGGGUGAUAGUUGGGAUGGGAGUGGUGCAUACAUUCUAAGCAUGGUGAACACCUACUUCUGUGUUUGGGGAAUUGAGUUGUAAGUUUGAAUGGCUGUGAUACUGAAGGUUUUAUUUCUCAAAAAUCUAAAGCUUUGUUAUCUUAUCAUACACUUAACCUUUAUCUCUAGGUGAAUAUUGUUUCUCAGGAGUAACAAACUGAAAGGCAUUAUGCUGACAAGGCACUAGUAGACAGAUGGUAUGCAGCUUUCUCUUUCUGGAUAUAGAGUUACAGUUGUUCAAACACAGAUAAGGAAUAUUGCAUAGAGAUAAAUGACCAUUUUCUUAUUAAAAAAAAGUUACUAUUAUUUCACUCCAGUUUUCAUGCUUUGUGACCAAAGGAAAGUAAAAACUACCUCAUCUCUUACUGCAAAAUUAUAACAAGCAGUGCUUCAGAACUAUCUCCAGUGCCCAUACUACUGAUCCAAAAACAAUUUGGCCUGCAUGCCUCACAGCUUUCUAAUGUGUGCUGUACUACCCAGUUAGUUAUAAAUUCUCCUUUGCUGGGAGGAGUGUGGCACAUCCAACUAAUAGAAUAAAUACUGUUAGAGGAAGUUCCUUGUUUUUACCAGCAGCUGCUGUGAACUGGUGUUAACAUGUCAGACGGAUCCAUAUGGUGUAUGGCACAGUUCAGCUUAUCACUUAUUCAUGUACAACUAGUGGAAAUGCACGCUUAAAAACCUCAUCUAUACAGCUUUACCUGGUGCUGCUGUUACUUACCUCUCCCUCGGGGCUGAGGUGAAGAUGGUCUCCAUUCAUCAUUACAGCAAAUAUUAUCCCUUCUUGCCAGCUCAGCGGUGUUUAAGGACAUAAUAAA